Messenger RNA from Arachis ipaensis, 1257 nucleotides. NCBI's taxonomy places the organism in Eukaryota, Viridiplantae, Streptophyta, Magnoliopsida, Fabales, Fabaceae. The record is from RefSeq and is a predicted model, not a curated record.
CAUAUACACACACCCCUCUAGAAGACACUGACCAACUUUGAGGCCAUUCCCUUCUUUUCUUCUCCAUUUUAAUAGUGACCACACUGAUUCCCAUAAUCUGAACCUUAAGAAUAGCCAAAAAGGCUUCGAAGGAAUGAAUGAAAGAAAGAAAGACACACCCCAAGUUUGCUUUAGCAGAUUCCAAGGUAUCUAACUCAAACCUUUGCAAUGGAUUUGAAGGGCACUUGUAAUAAUAAUAUUAAUAAUGUUUCUGAUGGCUACAUGCUUCUUGAGGCCAGUGGUGACUCUGAAGCUGAUUUCAUCAAUCCCAGCAUGGUUGAACAACAACAUGCUUAUGAAUAUGGAAUUCACAAUAUUGCAGAUGUUGAUGAUGCUCAAUCUUGCAGCUAUGAUGAUGAAUUUGAGAACCCUUCUGAGAAGCUAAAAGGGUGUUUGAAUGCUGCUUCUUCUGCUGAUGAUGAUCAAGAUGGGGUAAAGAAAAAAGGUGACUUUUGUGGAAAUUCAUGUUGUGAUGAAGAUUUUGGGAUGAUGCAAGAACAUUAUAAGUCAUGUGUCUCUGAUGAUUCAUGUCUUGAGCCAGCAGAUGAGGUGGAGAAGAGCAGGCAGUUCUGGGAAGCUUGUUUAGCUUCUUGAUCAAUUUGUGUUUGUUAGUGAGCAUUUAUUUUUCUAAGAUCACUGCUUCUUUUCUGGUUUCUCAGUAUCCCAAUUGAGGAUUUGCUUCACCAGAAACAUUUAUUCUUUUUUUAACUUUAUUCUUGAAAAUAUUGGGUUUGGGGGGUCCACUUUAAUUGUAUGCAUACUUGAACAGAAUUGUACACACUACACAAAAAAGUUUAUGAUUUUCACUCUUUCAAAGAUUCAAUAAGUUCUGCACUUAGUCCUAUAAUUGAAUGUAGUAGACUGCAUCAUCAUUCUCCCUUCUUUUCUUUAUAACACUAUUUGAUUGAUUUUGAAGGGAAGAUGUGACAUGGUUAUUCCUCAAGCUAUGUAACUAUAGUUGUAAUAGUAACAUUUGUUUGAGAUGUGUUGAAAUUCAGAUGAUCACGUUUUUCCAUGGCUGUGAGAUUUAGGAAAGUUGGGUGUUGGGAAAGUUAGCCAGGGAAGACAUAUGGCCCAGCAGCCAUAAUAGCUGGAAAGUAUAGGUUUCAUUUGGUCCCACUCAUUAAAAAUCCUCGGUUCUUGGUGAGUUUCUGGACAUGUAUACUACUUGUAUAGUUGAAACUUUGAAUAUAAGAUGUGAUGUUUAUAUAAUUAAAA